GAAAAGUACGUACCAAUGUAGGUCGGUGGAUGUAAGACCUUGACUUUGAGUCAAGGCCCUCUAAAGCAAACAAUUAACCAAAUUGUAAUUCUCUUCAGAUCCAUUCCAUUUCCAGAUCCAACUAUUCUCUCAUCUCAGCCUUGUUUAGUUUUGCUGUUGUUGCUGCUAGAAAUGGAAGCAGCAGCAAGCAUAGUUAUAUCCCCUGCUUUGCAAGUGAUCUUUGACAGAUUGGCAUCCCCAGCCCUACAAAAGCUUUCUGAUAUCUGGGGUGUCAAGGACAACCGCCACAACCUACAACGUGCCUUAACGAGGGUUCAAGCUAUUCUUCAAGAUGCAGAGGAGCAACAAUUAACCAACAAAUCUGUCAGGCUUUGGUUGUCAAAUCUCAAGAAUGCUGCUUCUGAUGCUGAGGACCUUCUGGACUCGUUUAUCGCUCAAGAAACUAUAGAAGGCUAUGAUACUAAGGACCUUCGGUCAGACGUGAAGAGUGCUUGUAAAGCUUUCACUAGUAUCAGUUUUCAAAUUACAAACGGCACUCCACAUGCUGAAAGAAUUAGAGAGACACUCAACAUGCUAGAAAUGACGAUACAUGAGGGGCUCUUGGAAUUUAAUUUUAGAGAGCCUAGUAUAGUAGAUCGACGAUCUACCAUAAGGGAGACUGGCUCUCGUGUCGUCGACUCAAAGAUAUAUGGAAGAGAUGAUGACAAAGAGAAGUUAGUCAAACUGUUACUAUCUUCUGAAACUUCUGAGGAUGGAUAUGCAACUUGUAUUCCAAUAAUUGGUAUUGGAGGAAUUGGCAAGACCACACUUACUCAGAUGGCAUAUAACGACGAGAGGGUACUCCAACACUUCGACUCUAGAAUCUGGAUUUUUGUUUCUGAGGAAUUCAAUGUCAAGAAGAUUAUGAAGGCAGCCAUUGAGCGUGCAACAGGAGUUGAAUGCAACUUGUCGGAGAUUGAACUACUUCAGUCUCGGCUUUCGCAAUUGCUGCAGAAGAAAAGAUAUCUGAUUGUGUUAGAUGAUAUUUGGACUGAAGACCAGGAUGAUUGGGACAACCUAAGACCUUUGUUUAGUGGGGGUCUUGAUGGAUGCAAAAUUAUUGUCACUACCCGCAGUCAAAAAAUUCCAUUCAUGAUGGAUUUCCCAAAUUCACCAUUUUUUUUGAACGGUUUAAAGGAUGACGAUUGCUGGUCUUUGUUCAAGAACCGGGCAUUUGGACGAGGAGAAGAAGAGAAGUAUCCAACUCUUUCGCGGAUUGGAAAGCAGAUUGUCAAAAAAUGUGGAGGUGUGCCAUUAGCAGCAAAAAGUUUGGGAAGUUCAAUGCGUUUGGAAAGAGAAGAAAACCAGUGGUCAUUUAUGCGAGAUUGUGAACUUUGGGAAUUAGAAGAAAGCGAACAUAAAUUUUUGCCUGCCCUGAUGUUCAGUUAUCAUCAUCUACCAUCGCAUGUCAAACAAUGCUUUGCAUUCUGCUCAUUAUUUCCCAAAAAUUAUGAGUUCAAGAAGCACAAGUUGAUUCAUUUAUGGAUGGCAGAAGGCUUCAUUCCACAAAAGGGAAGCAAGCGGCUUGAAGACAUCGGUAAGGAAUACUUUUCCAAAUUGUUGUGGAUAUCUUUCUUGCAAGAAGUACGGCUACAUGACGGUGGAGAAAUAAUUGGAUACAAGAUGAAUGAUAUCAUUCAUGAUCUUGCGCGAUAUGUUGCAGGAAAAGAAUAUGUGGUACUUGAACAGGGUCGGCCACAAAAUUGGUCACCAACAGAGAUUCGCCACGCAUCAGUUGUUUAUCGAUAUGGUGCAAGAAUUACAAUUCCAAAAGCUCUUUAUGAAGCAAAACAUUUGCGAACUCUCUUAUUGAUCGGAGAUUCUGGCUUGUUAGAUAACGUAGUGCUAUAUCAAAUUCCUUCAAGUUUUGACUACUUGCGUGUGCUAGAUCUCAACAACUGUGAUCUUCUUGAUCUGCCAGCAUCCUGGCGUCGCUUGAAAUGUUUGAGGUAUUUUGACUUGUCUUACACUCGUAUCUCCCUGUUACCUAGCAGCAUAGAGUAUCUCUCUGCUUUGCAGACCUUAAACCUAAUUGGUUGUCAUAAUCUUCGUCGUUUGCCAUUUUUGGGACGCAUGACCAGCCUAAGACAUCUUAAUUUAAGUGGAUGUGUGAGUUUGACUGGUAUGCCUUCUGGUAUUGAAAGGUUACACCAACUUCAGUCUUUGCCACUUUUUGUCGGACCCGGGAAGAAGUUGCCAGAACUUCUGGUCGAUACGAGUUUUCCACAUCCAGGGAUAGUGCGUAUACGUAGUGAUUUUAGUGAUUUAAAUAACCACCACCUCCAUAUGCUGCGUUAUUUAAAUCUUUAUGGGGAAUUGAAUAUUACUCACUUGGAGAAUAUUAAAUAUUUUAGACCAGCACGAUUGUUCAUGAAGGAAAAUCUUGAGUCAUUGGGAUUAUACUGGGGUCUUAUUCCGCAACUUAGAGAUUCAUUCCCAAAACUACCUAAUGCCCAACCUGAAGUAGGUGUCUCAGGAUCACAUUUAGCACCAGAACCUGAAGAAUUUACUGAAGGUCUGCAACCACACAAAAAUCUGAAAAAGCUAGUUAUAAAUGGGUACCCAGGAAUCAAAUUUCCUGAUUGGGCCCUCCCAAAUCUUGUCGCCGCUGAUUUCACCAACUGUAGAAGUUGUGAACAUCUUCCGGCCCUUGGGAAUCUUCCGCUACUUAAGACGCUUUCUCUGCAAGGAAUACAUGGCAUGAAGAGCAUUGGUACAGAGUUCUAUGGUGACGUUACAGACAUAUGGUUUCCAUCACUCGAAGAACUAUCAAUAAGUGAUUUUGCAAACUUGGAAGAGUGGUCAAGUGCAAAUGUUGGAAAUGCAUUCCCUAGAUUGAAGAAAUUAACUGUAAAGAGUUGCCCCAAGUUAGCACAUAUACCGUUACCUCAGUCCCUUCAACAUUUGGAGCUGCGGAAUUGUAAUCCUACGAUGGUGCACAUAGCAGAUUUAAGUUUGCUAUCUGUUCUUAUUCUUGACAAAAUUCCAGACCUAGUGUAUCUCCCAGAAGGGCUUGUUGCAUCAGCUAGUCUGUCUUCCUUGAAGAUUUUGUCUUGCCCCAAGCUUCAUUCAAUGCCUUUGGAGAUGCAAAACCUUAGUUCUCUGAAAUCAUUGACCAUUCGUUGGUGUGAAGAGCUGUCCUCUCUGCCACAAAGUUUACAGAACCUCAAAGCUCUGGAGUCACUGGAGAUUAGUAAUUGUAACAGUCUAAUAUCCCUGCCAGAUUGUGGAAUUGGAGGUUUGGGUUCGCUUCGAACUUUAUCCAUUGAAAACUGCAGUAACCUGACUUCUCUGUCUUCGAGUUUAGAACAGCUCAAAUUGCUUGAGCACCUGACCAUCAUGUACUGUCCAAAUCUUGGUUCUUUUCCAGCAGGUGUGCAACACCUCUCCUCCCUUCGAAGUUUGAUGGUUCUGAGUAGUACUUGGUUUGAUUCUCUGCCAGAAGGGUUGCAAAAUGUCAAGACCCUGCACUGCUUGGAAAUUAGAAGCUGCCCCAAUCUAACCUAUUUGCCAGAAUGGUUUAAGGAUCUUGAUUGUCUUAGAUCUUUGAUCAUAUAUGAUUGUCCUAAUAUAAAACUAUUGCCACCGGGUUUCAAUCUUCUCACUAAACUCCAGACCCUCUCUAUUCAAGAAUGUCCAGAGCUUGAGGAAAGAUGCAGACAAGGUAGCGGUGAGGAUUGGUCGAAAAUAGCCCAUGUCCCGCAUAAGUACAUUGGACUGCCUGAGGUAAAGCAGUCUGGCGAAGCGAGCACAUCGGGAAGCUCUUCUGUCCAAGCAUCUUCUUAGUGAGAAACUUCUAUUUCAUUGUCAUCAACAAGCUAUUAUCAUUAUGGGCCGCAUGGGUUGGAUGUUUUGGGGAGGGAGAUAGUGGUCAUAUGGGAAGGUUUAUUGAUGAUAGGCUUUUUGGGUUUUAAUCGUUUUAUAUUUGCAACUGCCUCCCAAGAAGCUGUUUCAAUGCUUAAUGGCAGAAUGGAUUGGUGGAGCAACAUUGGCAGUGUGGUGAAAGAUAUUAGACGGUUGGUGGUCAACAUGUAUGUGAAGGAUGUUUUGUAUCAACCUCGAAAGGGCAAUGGAGUGGCGCAUGCUCUUACUCAAUUUGGCUUGAAGGAAGGCUCCAGUUUCGUUUGGACGGCACCACCUUGGUUGGACUCUCUUCUAGGGAAAGAUAGGGAUGUGGGGUAGGAUGUUUUU
This is a messenger RNA of Prunus avium (sweet cherry), 4230 nucleotides long. Lineage: Eukaryota; Viridiplantae; Streptophyta; Magnoliopsida; Rosales; Rosaceae. The record is from RefSeq and is a predicted model, not a curated record.